AUGAAGAGAAGGCAGUGUGAAGACAGAGCAAAGAAGGCUGUAGGUGCUGCCUUUGACGAUUCAACUGAUGGGGCCAUAAACCGAGGAAUGCUGACAGCUUUCAGAAACUACAAGCAGCAAGGAAGGAAUCCUCUUCUACAGACUCUACACGUGUGGCCCUGCAGACAUACUCGGAAUUUUGGUCCAGAUGAGGAGGAUGGAGAGACUACCCUCCCGUAUCGGAACAGUGACCCAGUGAUUGGAUCUCACACAGAGAAGGUCUCCCUCAAAGCCAGUGACUCCAUGGAUAGUCUCUACAGUGGGCAGAGUUCAUCAAGUGGAAUAACAAGCUGUUCAGACGGUACGAGUAACCGGGAUAGCUUUCGACUUGAUGAUGAUGGCCCCUACUCUGGACCAUUCUGUGGCCGAGCCAGAGUACAUACUGAUUUUACACCAAGCCCCUAUGACACUGACUCCCUCAAAAUCAAGAAAGGAGACAUCAUAGACAUUAUCUGCAAAACGCCAAUGGGGAUGUGGACAGGGAUGUUGAACAAUAAGGUGGGAAACUUCAAAUUUAUUUAUGUGGAUGUCAUCUCCGAAGAGGAAGCAGCCCCCAAGAAAAUAAAGGCACACAGAAAGACUGGAAAGGAAAAACCCAAGACUCUGCAGGAGUUCCUAGAGAAGAUUCACCUUCAGGAAUAUACCUCAACACUUUUACUCAACGGUUAUGAGACCCUAGAAGAUUUAAAAGAUAUAAAAGAGAGUCAUCUCAUUGAAUUAAAUAUUAAAAACCCAGAAGACAGGAUGAGAUUACUAUCAGCUGCUGAAAAUCUCCUUGACGAAGAAACUAUUCAAGAGCAAGAAGAUGAAUCUGUGCCCCUAUCCUUAAGCCCAGACAACUCCUUAAAUAAGUCACAGUUAGACGACUGCCCAAGGGACUCUGGUUGUUAUAUCUCAUCAGAAAAUUCAGAUAAUGGCAAAGAAGAUCUGGAGUCUGAAAAUCUCUCUGACAUGGUACGGAAGAUUACUAUCACAGAGCCAAGUGACUGAACACACAUUCUCAACUAUAUAUGUACAAAUGCAUUCCAUUUUAACUCUACUUGAACUAAAAGAUCAAAUAAAUGGGAGAGAAAGAAAACAUUUGGCAAUACAACCUAAAGAGAAAGUGUUUUAAUCUGAAUGAUUUUAUAUAAAAGUUCAUGUCUCUAACAUUCCCAAUUAUUGUAAAUAGUAUGUAUAUUUAUUAUUUUAAAUGCUACAUGUUAAUAUUUCACUUGCCUAUAUUAGAAAAGGCAUAGUAUAAGUCUUUGAUAUGUGUGACAUAAGCUAUAUUCAGCUUUGUUUAAGUGUGAAAUGAUAAAUUCUGCAGGAAAAAAACUCCUCUUUUUUUCAUACCUGUUGGUUUUGCAUUUGUGUCUAUUAUUCAAUAAAUAGUAAUGAACCAUU
Molecule: messenger RNA, 1425 nt
Organism: Enhydra lutris kenyoni (northern sea otter)
Lineage: Eukaryota; Metazoa; Chordata; Mammalia; Carnivora; Mustelidae
Product: SAM domain-containing protein SAMSN-1-like
Exons: 6
Coding region: 1-1029 (342 amino acids)
Molecular function (GO): protein binding
Source: RefSeq, a predicted model, not a curated record